AUGUUAUCACUUUUGUGGCAUAUCACUCACUACCCGACUUUUGGUGUGGUAGGGUUACGAAAAGUCGAGCCGUACCCGUUCGUCUACGAGACCUUCGUCAAAGGCCGAUGGCAGAAGCGCCCGUUGAUCGAGACCUUUGCCAUUGAGUUCCAGGAUAAACCGCGGGAAUACUACGCGGAAGCGAUCAAACGUGGCGAUAUCCUCAUAAACAACCAACCCGUCACAACAGACUACAUACCCCGCAACAACGAUAUACUUACGCACGCGAUUCAUCGACAUGAGCCGCCUGUGACAGCGCAGAAGGUGGAACUUUUACGGGUGGAUGAGGAUCUGUUGGUGGUUAAUAAACCGAGCUCGCUACCUAUCCAUCCUACGGGCCGGUACCACCAUAACACUGUCCUGCACAUUCUGCGAAGUCCGGAGUUUGGCUUGGAGGAGUUGUACCCCGUCAACAGACUAGACCGCCUAACCUCCGGCCUCUGCCUCAUCGCCCGCACCAAAACGGCCGCGCAGAACCUAAUGGCAGUCUUCCAGGACCGCACGGUCGAGAAGACGUACCUGUGUCGGGUUCGCGGGGUGUUUCCUGAGGAGGAAAUCACAUGCUCGGAACCCAUCCUAACCAUCUCCCCCAAACUCGGCAUCAACGCUGUCUCGCCCGACGGCAAAGAAUGUACAACCGUCUUCAAACGACUCUCCACCAACGGUCUUACCAGCGUCGUCGAAUGCAAACCGCUAACAGGCCGCACCCACCAAAUACGCGUCCACCUGCAGUUCCUCGGACACCCGAUCGCUAACGACCCGUUGUACUGUUGUGAUGUCUGGGGGAAGGAGAUGGGGAAGGGUGGGGUCGCCGCGGGUGACAUCGACUCGAUUGUGCGACAACUUGGUCCGCAUGCAUUUCCUGAUUUGGCGCCUGUUUCCGCAUCGGAGCCUGAAGAUACCGCCCCACAACCACAACCACCUCAGCAACAAGAACAACAAGUAACCCGCACCUUCCCCCCCGCACCAGGCUGCACCGAAUGCCUCCUCACCCGACGCGACCCCACCCCCGAACAACUUAGCAUCUGGCUCCACAGCUGGCGAUACGAAUGGGACGGGAAUAUGUAUGAGACACCGAUACCCGAGUGGGCUCAGGAGGGGUUUAGUGGGGAUAAAGUGUUGGAAGUGCGAUUUUGGAAGUGGGGGGGAAAGUGGGAUGGGAGGGCUGCUGGGGCGGUUGAGGAGGGGGAGGGGUAG
Messenger RNA from Fimicolochytrium jonesii, 1236 nucleotides. RefSeq names its product pseudouridine synthase. Bases 1 to 1236 code for a protein of 411 amino acids. Gene Ontology annotation, biological process: pseudouridine synthesis. The transcript is spliced from 6 exons. Lineage: Eukaryota; Fungi; Chytridiomycota; Chytridiomycetes; Spizellomycetales; Powellomycetaceae. The record is from RefSeq and is a predicted model, not a curated record. Gene Ontology annotation, molecular function: pseudouridine synthase activity; RNA binding.